Hydra vulgaris (swiftwater hydra) is the source of this 950-nucleotide messenger RNA. RefSeq names its product syntaxin-8. The record is from RefSeq and is a predicted model, not a curated record. Gene Ontology annotation, biological process: vesicle fusion; intracellular protein transport. Gene Ontology annotation, molecular function: SNARE binding; SNAP receptor activity. Gene Ontology annotation, cellular component: endomembrane system; membrane; SNARE complex. Lineage: Eukaryota; Metazoa; Cnidaria; Hydrozoa; Anthoathecata; Hydridae.
GUAAGGAUGGAUUUCCAUUUUCAUAACAAAGUUCGUAAACAAUUGUAAUCCGCAAAAAUGCCUGCAAUUGAUUCUUGGUACGUCAAGAUAUUUUGUAGUUUUGGUUUUAAAAUGUCAAGAUUGUAGCAGCAAGAUUAUGAUGAUGCUAAUCAAAUUGGACAAGAUAUUAUGGAACUCAUAAAUGAAAGGAAUUCACUUCAACGAACUGGCUCAAAAAAUUCUGCCCAAAUUCAAUGUACAAUACGCAAGAAAAUAACAGAUUUCUCAAACAUUAUCAAAUCAAUGAAAGUGCAGUUAUUAAAAUCUGCUGGUGGAAAUGUUGUUACUUCAAAAGAGUUAGAGAGACGUCAGAACCAAAUCGAUACUCUGAUAUCUAGAGAAAAGCAGAUUGCAGAAUUAUUCAAUAAACCGUUAAACAGUUCAAGACAUGGCGUUUUAAAUAAUGGUUAUGAUAAUGGUAAUUCAGAUCUAUGGUCACAGACUCAUCCUUCUCGCACCUAUGCAGAUGAAGAACUGACAACUGAUCACUUUUAUCAGCAGCAAAAUAAAAUUAUAGAAGAGCAAGACAAAGGUUUAGAGGUCCUUUCUAAAAUCAUCGAAAGACAAAAGUUAAUGGGGAAGAGUAUUGGAGAUGAACUAGAUUACCAUAAUGAGCUAAUUGAUGAUAUUCAAGACCAAGUAGAUAGUACCAACCAAAAAUUAAUUCGAACAGAAGUUCAUGUUAAAAAAGUGACAAGGAAGACUGGAAGCUGUGUUUUGAUAGUUGUGGUAAUUCUGUUACUGAUUUGUAUCGUAACUUUGGCAGUUGUACCUAUAAAAUGACUGAUGAAUGCUGAUGUCACCGUGGUAGCUGUUGUGACGUUUUGCAGCAUGCGCAGUGUCCAAGAUAUAAGUUACAUAAAUGUACUGUAUGAUAUAUGUUUUUCAAAUAUAAAUUUGAUGUAAAUGAU